Molecule: messenger RNA, 4287 nt
Organism: Thermothielavioides terrestris NRRL 8126
Lineage: Eukaryota; Fungi; Ascomycota; Sordariomycetes; Sordariales; Chaetomiaceae
Exons: 5
Coding region: 427-4182 (1251 amino acids)
Biological process (GO): autophagy; peptidyl-serine phosphorylation
Cellular component (GO): cytoplasm
Molecular function (GO): ATP binding; protein serine/threonine kinase activity; protein binding
Source: RefSeq, a predicted model, not a curated record
CUGACCCAGUGGCCGGCAAGGCUUCCGUUUUGCUGCUCACCCGGCAACCACCACCACCAUCACUGCCCCCACCGCCCGCCCGCGCGGACGCCACCCGUCCUCACCGGGCAACCCACCCCAGUCCCGCUCGGGACCUGCCGCCUGGUCGUCCCCUCAACCGACCCGCUUUCUGGUCGCGCCGCGUUCACCUUCGGUAGCCCGUCCUCAGACGAGGACCCAGGCGCAUGCCGCUCCACGGCCUCGGAACUGUGCUGCUCCAAUGAGAAAGCGCACACCAUCUUGCUGGACUCGGUCGCUUCCCGCCGCCAGCGCCGCCGGUCCGCUGCCGCCGAGCUUGUCCAACACCCUCACGCCGCUGCUGUUGCUGCCGUCGCCGCCGCCCAAGAGCGAGCAGAAUCCCCAAGCUCCGGGGCCACGACGUUCCCAAUGGAUCCUUAUAGGGAUUCGCAACCGACACAGGCGACGCAAACCGUCGUCGACCCCAGACGACUGGGCCAGCAGAGCUCUGGGUUCUCAGACGAAGAAAUAUCGGACAUAAUAUGUCUCCUCCUGCCAUACUCGGAAUCCGCACGCCAGGAGGUCAAGAGAAUUGCCGCCGAGACCUUGCAACACAUGGUGGGGAGGGAAGAUGUGGACGGACUCAACCUGGACUAUUCGCUGGAGGACGAGUCGCGCAACUUCGCCGCCAUGCAAACGGACGUGGGGGAACACCACAUAGCUCUGCGAUUCUCGUCCCGGGUCAAGGAUCCCCUUCGAGGCUUCACCUUCGGCCGGAGUCCCAGCUGCUGCGACAUCUGCCUCCAAAACGACCCCAACCGGCGGCUGAGCAAAGUGCACUUCCGCAUCUUCCUGAACAAGUGGGGCGUGCUGAUGUUGGAGGAUUUGUCGACAAACGGGACUGUGGUUGACCAGGUCCUUCUGAAGAAGAAAGACGGGCCUACGGGAGAGACGAUGAGGACUCUGGGCAGCGGGUCCAAGAUCAAGAUUCUCAUGCAUGAGCCCGGCCGCGACAUCGUCUUCUUGGUUCGAAUCCCGGUUCGCGACGGCCCUUGUGAGGAAGCCUACCAGCGCAACGUGAACGCGUAUCUGGCAGAUCAGGCCCGCCUCGCGGUCGAUGCGAACGAGACCAUCGUGCCGGGACCGGGAGGACAGGUGGACAUCUUCAAGCCAGCCGCGCCGAGGCACCCUGCCGGCCCAGCCCGCAACGCGAACAAUGCCGUCGCGGCGCGCAGGGCGCAGGUGGAGGACGGCCCUGCGAGGCAGGGAAGCCGUGCCCGUGCCGACGGCCUCCCCAGACCGUGGAACGGUUCGAACAAGUAUAACCGCGUGUGCGAGAUCGGCAGAGGUGCCUUCGCCACGGUGCAUAAGGUGACCAUGAAGCUCACCGGCCAGCCGUACGCUGCGAAGGAGCUCGACAAGCGCAAGUUCAUGAAGAACGGCGUCCUCGAUCAAAAAGUAGAAAACGAGAUGAGAAUCAUGCAGAGGAUCAAGCACCCAAACAUCGUGGAAUACAUCGAGCACCUCGAUUGGGACGAUCGCCUCCUUAUCAUUAUCAUGGAAUUCGUGGGCGGGGGUGACCUAGGCCGGCUGAUCGCGGACAACGGCCCGCUGUCGGAGAGCGCGACGAAGACGAUGGCGAGACAGCUGCUGGACGCGCUCGGCUACCUGCACGAUAUGAACAUCACUCACCGCGACGUGAAGCCCGACAACAUCCUGGUGCACUCCUUAGAGCCCUUCGUCGUGAAGCUUACAGACUUUGGGCUGUCCAAGAUGGUCGAUAACGAGCAAACGUUUUUGCGAACAUUUUGCGGAACGCUUCUCUACUGCGCCCCCGAGGUCUAUUCCGAAUACGCCGAGUACGACAGCCACGGCCGCCGCCAUCCACGCAAUCGCCGCCUCCGGCCGACCACGGGCCAGCGCUACGACCAUGCCGUCGAUAUCUGGUCAUUGGGCGGCGUCCUCUUCUACGCCCUGACGAAAAAGCCCCCCUUCCCGGCACGGAACGGGGCCAGCCACUCGGAGCUUCUGCACCAAAUCAUGACCAAGCCGCUGGACAUCACCCCGCUCAUCGAGGCGGAUGUUUCGGAGGAGUGCAUCGACUUUCUCCGCCGCAUGCUCGAUCGCCGCCCCGAAUCCAGGGCCACGGUGGAGGCUCUCCGGAACCAUGCGUGGAUCUCCGGCUCCUUCACCACCGUCGCGCAAUCAUUCGAGGAGAUAUCAGAAGAACUGCACGUAAACGCCUCUCAGCUGAGCCUCGAGGACCCCGACCGGGGCCACGAGGAGCGUCGAGAGUUACGCGUGCCCAGCGAUGACGAGAUCUCGGACGAGGAGGAUGUGGACUUCGACAGGAACGAGCCCGGCUACGAGUCCGAGAAGGAGAACUACACCUUCGGCCCGAAUAACCACCCUCAGCGGCUGUUUGGCGAAGUCAACGCCUCGGCACUGGGUAGUUCUGGCGCCAUUCCGGCAGACCGUCUGAACCUGCCUGUAUCGGCUGGUGCGAGCUUUGAGUCGACAGGCACGACCGAGAUACUCGGCAAUGAGACAGAAAUAAGAGACAGUUUCGAUUCCGAGGGCAGUCCCACGCCUCGCCAGAAGUCGCAAAAGUCACAGCCAUCAUCAGGCGGCCUGCGGGUCUCGGCUCUUUCCGCCAGUCAGAGCAGGUCGGUCGACGAGCUCAACAACAUGACGUUUGACGUCGCGUCGCAAAGUCUCGGCGGCGCCGAGUCGAUCCUAGAGAACUUGAACAUGAAGUCACGCGGUGGUUCUCUCCUUCGGUCCCAUACGUUGGGCGAUCUGAAUUCCAGCAAGCGGAAGCCUUCGUCCGACGGCAGUGAGGAAGACGAGCUGCCAGUUGCCCAGGACCGGCGCGGCCUCAAGAGGCUGCGGUCCGAAGGCUCCGCCAAACCCGCGGUCGGCAGCGCCAUCGAGGACGGCGAGUACGAGCUGCUUGCCCAGAUGCCAUCCAUUAUCCGGGCACAAUCGGGCCGGCAAAUUGACAACCCGGUGCACAAAUCGACCUACUGGUCGGCGCAGGACAGGAAGACUUGGCAUCUCGCUUACCCGGAGAUGACACAACUGCAGCUAGACGCCUUCAAGAUGGCCGCCUCGGCGAGGGACGAGGAGUUCGGUCCAGGCAAAACACCCCUGUGGGACUUGGCCAUGAAGCACUUUCCAGCAACCAAUUACGAGCGUCGGGGUGAUUCGACCAGAGAGUCCGGGAACGGUGAUGCAAAAACCUCUCUGAUGCCCUCCACCGCCAACGCAGACGCGCACGUCCCGAUUACUCCGCCGGACACGGAGCAACCAUGGCCGCAGCUCGUCGUGCCGCUCCAUUCCGAUCCAGGAAGACCGGUGGUGGCGUGCCUCCAGUCUGUGCCCGGUUCCGCGGUCUCGGGAAUUACGAUCAUGAUUACCGAGUCCAUGGUGUCCUGGGGCAGAGCAUUGGAGAAUACGCGGUCUUAUUCCCCCAAGAGCGAGGGCAAGGUGCCGAAGUACGCCUUCAAGAUCCUCCUCUGGAAGCGGGAUUAUGACCCAGCCAAGAAUUUUCGGCCCUGGAACCGCGCGCCCGAGGCGGACGAGAAGUCAUUCUAUUUCUACAUCUCGACGAAAGCUAGCAAGGGCAUCUACGUCAACGGCGUGCACCUUCCGUCGGACGACUGCAAGAACCCGACCGCGCCAUCCAAAUACUGGAUGGUUCUGCAGGACGGGGACCGGGUGUCGGUGUGGCAGAACUCGGACGGUUCCUGCGCGACGCAGCUCGUCUUCCGCUGCGGCUGGGGCGGAAGCGCGCGCCCGCGGCAAGGCGGCGACCCGGUCUCCUUCGCGCCGGCGGCCGUUGCGGACAAGCUGGACGAGGUCUGCGUCCGGGCCGAGCGUAAAAUGCGCAGCCUGAGCGAGCACGAUCUCAAGAUGGAGGAGGCCAACCACGACGUGGAGGAGCGCAUGCGCGCCAUCGACCGCGAGCGGCAGCGCUCGCGCGACUUCGAGCUCAAGAGGCUCGAGGCCUGCCGCGCCCUCGGCAUCCGCAGGGUCAGCCCCGCCCCGGGCGUCACCCUCGGCGAGGACUCGGCCACGCAGACGCCCUGGUCGUCGUACGUGCCUGGCGGUCGGACGGUGCCGACCUUUCGGAAUGCGUCGCCGAGUACUGUCGAGCUCUUGAGGGCUGCGAGGAGGGGCUGACCGCGCGCGGCCUUGUUCUGCCUGCUUGUUGCGAUUGGUUUUCAUUCUGUUUCUCUCCAAGGCCGGCCGGUGUUGUGGAGACGAGGGAGCGGCCAGGGGGAGUGC